UUGUUCUGUGUUUUGUGACUCUGUGGUGACGUAAGAUUUGUUUAUGUACGUACAUUUCCAUAGCAUUUAAAUUUGAAAAUAAAGCAAGAAACAAGGGACAUUAAUAUCAUUUAUACCAGUAUUGAUCAAUCGAAGUCAAAAUAUAACUGAAAUAAUGGCUACAACAGGAACUUUAAAAAAAUCCGCUAGUAGUGCUCCUAGGAAAAAGUCUGGUCCAAAAUUCGAGUUGAGCGAAGAGCAAAAAACUGAUAUCAGGGAGGCGUUUGAUUUAUUCGACAACGAAGGAAUUGGCAAAAUAGAUGCUAAGGAUCUAAAAGUAGCUAUAAGGGCACUUGGAUUUGAACCUAAAAAAGAAGAAAUCAAGAAGAUGAUAGCUGACAUUGACAAAGAUGGAACAGGGAAAAUUUCAUUCGAUGAUUUUCUUGAACUCAUGUCGAUCAAGAUGGCUGAGAAAGACUCGAAAGAAGAAAUAAUGAAAGCAUUCCGUUUGUUUGAUGAUGACGAGACAGGAAAAAUUAGUUUUAAAAAUCUGAAGCGAGUCGCUAAGGAAUUAGGAGAGAAUUUAACUGAUGAAGAAUUGCAGGAAAUGAUUGAUGAGGCAGAUAGAGAUGGAGAUGGAGAAAUUAAUCAAGAGGAAUUUCUUAGAAUUAUGAAGAAAACUAGUUUAUACUAAAAUAUUACGUGUAGAAUGUUUUGAUAUUAAUGUACUAUUUAUAUUUUGUAAACUAUGUGGAGAAUUUAUGCCUCUGUGUAUCAAAUAAAGUCGGUGUUUUACAGUGUGA
This is a messenger RNA of Anoplophora glabripennis (Asian longhorned beetle), 782 nucleotides long. RefSeq names its product caltractin. The record is from RefSeq and is a predicted model, not a curated record. The transcript is spliced from 2 exons. Gene Ontology annotation, biological process: centriole replication; mitotic cell cycle. Bases 155 to 673 code for a protein of 172 amino acids. Lineage: Eukaryota; Metazoa; Arthropoda; Insecta; Coleoptera; Cerambycidae. Gene Ontology annotation, cellular component: centriole; centrosome. Gene Ontology annotation, molecular function: calcium ion binding.